AUGGAGUUUGAAGAUGAAGUCUUCCCAUCACAGCUAGAGCAGCUUCUGCCCGAACUACAAGAGGACGACCCAACCGAUGACGGCCUCAAAUAUGAUGACUUCGUGUCGACCCUCAUAGGAGCGGACACAGAAAUGUUCAGAGAAGCUAUUCCCGCUCGUAUCAGAUACCUCCUAGACGCAGUGUCUCCUGAUGAUCCGUUACGUGGCAACCCACUAUCUAAGCCCCCACUCCCGAGCCUCAAAGCCGGCAGCGUUAUCCUCGAUGAUCCAUUCGUGCUGUCUGUCCAAGAGCCAGCGCAAGAGUCAGCCAGCGAGGAGGAAGCUAUCGAACUACUGAGUGUAGUGAUGAUCCAGCUCGUUGGGCAGUAUGUGCGACUACCGAUCGAGACCCGACGACAGCUUUCUGGCCUACAUCCACACAUUAGAGCAGGAACACGCGACUGGUUCUGCUUGCAUCUGAGGAAAAUAGGUGUCAACUUUAGCGAAUGCGAGUUAGAUUUCGUCGUAAGACUCUACUGCACAUUCAACACCAAUGAGUUCUCAAAGGCUAUGCCUGGUGGCGGGUUGAAUUGGAGAAUCGGCAGGCUGUUUCUCAUCACCAGUCGUAUCAACCACUCAUGCCAGCCAAACUCAAGAUCGAUGCAGACUUCGGAUGGGCACAAGGUUGUGACUGCCAUCCGCAACAUAGAGGAAGGGGAGGAAUUGACGCUGAGGUAUCUGGACCACAAGCUUUUCAGCCGCAGCGAGUGGCAGACAGAAACGCAACGUAUUUGGGGCUUUGUUUGCGACUGCCCUGGAUGCAGUUCGAAAUAG
This is a messenger RNA of Diaporthe amygdali, 813 nucleotides long. Its product is annotated as lysine methyltransferase SET5. Gene Ontology annotation, cellular component: nucleus. NCBI's taxonomy places the organism in Eukaryota, Fungi, Ascomycota, Sordariomycetes, Diaporthales, Diaporthaceae. Gene Ontology annotation, molecular function: protein binding. The record is from RefSeq and is a predicted model, not a curated record. The transcript has 2 exons. The coding region runs from base 1 to 813 and encodes 270 amino acids.